AUGGCGGACCUGAAGAGACAGGUUGUUUUUCUGCAGACCCAAUUGGAAGACAAAGAACGAACCGUGCAACUGCUGCAGCUGCAGAUGACCAAGUACUCACAAAAUAGAACCAAUGGGUUGCAAGGUAACCAAAAUCAGAACCAGGUUCUGUCCAAUUUACCUAUUAAUGGCGUUUCUGAAGAUAAAGCAGUGAAUGCUGCCACACAAACCGAAAGGUUGAGACCAAUGUCUACUGGCCCGACUACAUAUCAACAACUAGGAGAAGCGAAUGGAUUAUUGAGGUACUGCGAUCGCUACAAUCAGUUGUUGUGUAGUAUAUUUUUCAAAAAUUACGAUUUUAAACAUUUUUGGAUCAGUUUUUCCCAAAAUUUGAAAACAGUUUUUAGAGGACAUUGGAUAUUUUAAUAAUCAGUUAUUUAGAUUUUAUUUUAACGUUAAAUUUGUUAUGUUAUUUAUACUACUAUGGUUUGUU
Molecule: messenger RNA, 472 nt
Organism: Ctenocephalides felis (cat flea)
Lineage: Eukaryota; Metazoa; Arthropoda; Insecta; Siphonaptera; Pulicidae
Exons: 4
Coding region: 1-405 (134 amino acids)
Source: RefSeq, a predicted model, not a curated record